AUGUCUCUUUCACACUUCAGCACUCCUCAAUGUUGCAUUUUUACAACUUCAGAUUCUGCUACGAUUGCAUCAAUGCCAAAAAAGAAUAACAAUACACUUUUGCGUUUGGAAGACACUAAAGAAAGAAUCAAGAAAAUGUUCAACAAGGUUGAACUUUCAGUUUCUUCAUAUGAUACUGCUUUUGUGGCAAUGAUUCCUUCUUCAAUGUCGCAUCACGCCCCCUUUUUUCCUCAAUGUUUGAAUUGGUUGCUAGAUAACCAACUUGUUGAUGGUUCUUGGGGCCUUCCGGAUCGCCAUCCAUUGUUGAAGAAUGAUGUUCUUUUGUCUACAUUAGCAUGUAUCCUUGCGUUAAAGCAAUGGGGUAUUGGUGAAGAUAAGAUGAAUAAGGGACUUGAAUUUAUUGAGUUAAACUUUAGUUCAAUCAUCAACGAUGAGAAGCAACACCUUCCCAUAGGAUUUGAUAUACUUUUUACUUCAAUGAUUGAAUAUGCACAAACUUUGGGCAUUAAUAUUGCACUUGGAGCAACAACAUUUGAAGCAAUGUUCCAGAAGAGGGACAAAGAGCUCCAAAGAGGCUUUGAAAGCGAUUCAGAAGGGUGGAAAGAAUAUUUAGCAUAUGUAUCAGAAGGAAUGUUGAACUCAUUGGACAUGAAUACAAUCAUCAAGUAUCAAAGAAAUAAUGGAUCUUUGUUCAAUUCACCAGCUACAACAGCAGCAGUUUUUCGUCAAUUUAACAAUGCUCACUGUCUUAGUUACCUCCAAUCAGUAUUACAAAAGUUUGGAAAUGCAGUUCCAACUGUUUAUCCUUUCGAUACAUAUGCCCGGCUUUAUAUGAUUGAUAGUCUCGAAAGAUUGGGGAUUAAUCGUCAUUUCAAAGACGAAAUUCAAAAUGUAUUGAAUGAAACAUACAGAUAUUGGCUACAAGGAGAAGAAGAUAUAUUUUUAGACCCAACAACCUGUGCAAUGGCAUUUCGAAUGUUGCGUCUCAAUGGUUAUGAUGUCUCUUCAGAUCCCUUUUAUCGAUAUUCAGAAGAUAAAUUUCCGCACUCGUUGAAAGGGUACUUGAAGGAUGCUAGUGCUGUUUUAGAGCUAUAUAAGGCCUCACAAGUCAUUAUACAUCCGGAUGAAUCAGUUUUAGUAAAACAAAGUUGUUGGACAAGAAAUCUUCUGAAUCAGGAUUCGUUUAGUUACCAAUUGUAUGCUGAUAAACUUGGUAUUUAUGUUGAUACAGAGAUCAAUGAUGUUCUUAAGUUUCCAUAUCACGCGGAUUUGGAGCGCUUAUUAAACAGAAGAUCGGUGGAGCAUUAUAAUGUAGACGAAACAAGGAUUUUAAAAACAUCAUACAGAUCCUGCAAUCUUGCAAACCAAGAAAUAUUGAAGCUAGGAAUUGAAGACUUCAAUCUUUGCCAAUCAAUACACAAUAAAGAGUUGAAACAACUUUCAAGGUGGGUUGUUGAAAGCAGACUAGACAAACUAGAAUUCGCAAGGCAGAAAAUGACAUAUUGUUACUUUUCCAGCGCGGCCACUUUUUUUUCGCCCGAACUUUCUGAUGCUCGCAUAUCUUGGGCCAAAAAUGCGGUGCUCACAACCGUUGUUGAUGAUUUCUUUGAUUUCUUUGGCUCUGAAAAAGAGCAACUGAGCCUUAUUCAACUAGUUGAGAAGUGGGAUGUAGAUGUCAAUACUAUUUGUUGUUCUGAGACGGUUAAGAUAAUAUUUUCUGCAGUUCGUAGCACAAUCUGUGAGAUUGGAGAGAAAUCUAUCGAGCGACAGGGACGCAAUGUGAAAGACAAUGUUAUCAAGAUUUGGUUAGAUUUGUUGAGGGCUAUGUUUACAGAAGCUGAGUGGUCGAGAACCAAGGCCAUCCCAACAAUGGAUGAUUAUAUGCAAGCUGCAUACGUAUCGUUUGCCUUAGGACCAGUUGUUAUUCCAGCACUCUAUCUUGUUGGACCUAAGCUUUCAGAUGAUAUUGCUGAAACUCAGGAAUUGAAUCAUCUCUUGAAGAUCACGAGCACUUGCGGGCGUCUUCUCAACGAUAUUCAAACUGUAAAGAAAGAAUCUGAGGAAGGGAAACUGAAUGCAGUGAGUUUGCAUAUGAUUCAUGGUAAUGGAGUUGUUACUUACGAAGAUGCGGUUGAUAAGAUGAAGGGUGUUAUUGAGGACGAGGGUCGAGAACUCCUCAGGUUAGUUUUGAAGGAAAAAGGAAGCUUAGUUCCAAGAGAAUGCAAGGAUUUGUUUUGGAAAAUGGUGAGAGUGUUAAACCUAGUUUACAUUAAGGAUGAUGGAUAUACUUCAAAUGAGCUUCCCUCUACUGUUAAUGCAGUGCUUAAAGAUCCAAUCAUUCUAAAUGAACUGUUGCUAGAUUCUAAAAGCAACACCCUCUCUCAAAACCACUAG
Messenger RNA from Vicia faba (fava bean), 2394 nucleotides. The record is from the annotation of a GenBank genome assembly. NCBI's taxonomy places the organism in Eukaryota, Viridiplantae, Streptophyta, Magnoliopsida, Fabales, Fabaceae.